This is a messenger RNA of Sesamum indicum (sesame), 1569 nucleotides long. RefSeq names its product NAC domain-containing protein 2. Gene Ontology annotation, molecular function: DNA binding. Lineage: Eukaryota; Viridiplantae; Streptophyta; Magnoliopsida; Lamiales; Pedaliaceae. The record is from RefSeq and is a predicted model, not a curated record. Gene Ontology annotation, biological process: regulation of DNA-templated transcription.
UCCAUUCCUCUUCGUUUCAGAGCAGGAUCGCAGCAAAAUUGGACUUGGGAUUCUAGUCUACACACACAUAAACAACAACAACAAGAGUUUUGGGGAGUGAAUGAAGGGAGGUGAGCAGCAAUUGAAUUUGCCGGCGGGGUUCAGGUUCCAUCCGACCGACGAGGAGCUUGUCGUGCAUUAUCUCUGCCGGAGGUGUGCCGGACAGCAGAUUGCAGUCCCAAUUAUAGCUGAGAUUGAUCUUUACAAGUUCGAUCCAUGGCAACUUCCUGGAAUGUCACUGUAUGGUGAAAAGGAAUGGUAUUUCUUCUCCCCAAGAGACCGGAAGUAUCCGAACGGUUCAAGGCCGAAUCGGGCGGCGGGAACCGGUUACUGGAAGGCCACCGGGGCGGAUAAGCCGGUGGGGAAGCCCAAGACUCUGGCAAUCAAGAAGGCUCUGGUGUUCUAUGCUGGAAAAGCUCCAAGAGGUGUCAAAACCAAUUGGAUUAUGCAUGAAUACCGCUUGGCUAAUGUGGAUAGGUCUGCCGGCAAUAGAAACAACUUGAGGCUUGAUGAUUGGGUAUUAUGUCGAAUUUACAACAAAAAGGGAACACUUGACAAGCAUUACAUGAAUGUGGAUAAGGAGGCUAUGCAAUUCUCAGAUAGCGAAGAACAGAAGCCAGAGGUGAACGGAUUCCCAUAUGAUGGGAUGGUUGCACUGGUGCAGGCACCACAGUCAUUGCCAUCACAAAGGAUGAAUGCCUACACUCAUUUGAAUACGUCCGAGUCAGUACCUAAGUUGCAUACAGACUCAAGUAGCUCCGAACAUGCGUUUUCACCUGAGUUUGAGGAGGUCAAGAGUGAACCUAAGUGGAGUGAGUUUGAAAUUCCUACUAAUUUUCAGCUCAACUACAUGGAUGGCUUUCAAGACGACCCUUUCAGCUCCCAGAUGCAGUACAAUGACCAGCUCUUUCUGUUUCAAGACAUGUUUGGUUACAUGCAGAAGCCCUUCUGAUUCCAGUUUCCAAAUUGCAUUCAUCCUCAAUAUUAUAAUACCAGGUCUGGAUAGCCAUAUACAUGCAUUAAGAACUAGAAAAUCAGCUCCUCAAACUUGAUGGGCUUAGUUGGUACGUUCUGGAGAUCUCUUUAUAAAAUAUAUAUGGUAAGAGCAAAACAAGAUGGCCAGAAAUUCAAGCUGUGGUGCUGUUGCAGUGGUGAACUGAGUAUGGUGGGCUAAUCGAGCUGGAGCCUGGUCAGAUUCAGCGAGACAUUCUAACCAGAAAGGUGCUGAGUUGACACAGUAUUCCUAAACUAAGUAUCUGUCUUGUAUGUUCAGGAUUUUUGGAUGUAUUCGAUUCAUUCGUUCUUUAUAGUAUGGUUAGAUUAAUGUAGUGUUGAUAGAGUAAGAUUUGGCUUUAGUGAAUUCCACUUUAAAUAUACAUGAGGGAAGUCCUUUCUUCUGUAACUACAAUAUAAUGAGAUAUUGUACUGAGGAAAGUGCCAUAAGUGUCUUGACCAGAAGGGCAAAGACCAUUGCACACCUCACAAUCUGCAAUAGCAAGUUAGAAAUGUAUCCUAUCUUCUUCUCUACCA